AUGUGGCGGCACCUCACUCUCGGGGUUGGGCCACGGCUCCAUGUCUCCUCCUGCGGCUGUGCACUGCGGAAUUCUCGCCGUACGCUGGAGCUGCCAGAUCCUCAGUCGUUGUUAACAUCACCCACGGGUCUGUUUGCCGCCUUGAGCGGGCGACAGGGACAUCCCGCGGCCGGCGUCGCCCCCACUCCAAUAGAACAGGACGGAGGACGAAGAGGUCGUCGACGAGGUAUUUGCUUUUCAAAACCGUAUAACGUCGGCUCUUGUGGCGGAGGCAGCGGAGCGGGCACGCACCCAGGCAUGCGACGGACUGACGCCCGUCCCUGGACCUUUUUUAACCGCGAAGCCGCUUCCCUAGCGUUGAUGAUUCUUAUUUUAACGGCUGUCUGGGAGGCGCUUAAUUCACAGAAGGAGAACAUCAGUAGAAAGCUGAGGGAAAUGUUCUUUCUCACUCUUGAGGUUCGCUCCUCCCGCGAGGAGUUUGCCAUGAUUCUGGACUGGAUGGGUCGACAACCGCAGGGAAGGCGGGCGAGAAACAUCUCUCUCAUGCCCAUUUCAAUCCGUGAUGAGGUGCCGGAAGAGGGGAAGUUGCGUGAUGGGGCCGAUUCUGGAGGUGACUUCGUUCCUGGCUUUGGGAGCCAUUACAUGAAAUUUGGCCGUACGCGGCUCUGGAUCACCCGAUCUCUGGACAAUUCGAAGCAGCACAAAUCCGCCUCACGCAUGGACCGGGAGGAUGAGAUACUGCAAUUGGUGUUUUUUUCACGUGAUAGGCGUGUGGUGCACGAGUUCAUGGAGGAGGUCCGGGCCUCUGCGGAGGAGCAGUCAAAAAGCACCGUUCGCCUCUACUUGCCAAAUGGCUGGGGCACUAGGUGGGAGUUCCUGGCGAAGCGGCUUCGGCGUCCACUAUCUACGCUGUACCUCCCCCGCUCCACGAUGGCGACGGUUGAAGAGGCAAAACUCUUCCUUCGCUCGAGGGAGCUGUACAUGUCGCUUGGUGUCCCUUGGCGUCGUGGGUACCUCUUCGAGGGAGCCCCAGGGACAGGGAAAACAAGUUUUAUUCUCGGUUUGGCGAGUGAGCUUUCUCUCCCUAUUUAUCUCCUGUCGCUGCAGUCCAAGGAGUUGGAUGAUGCUUCACUUAUUGGGCUUAUAAAUUCAGUGCCGCCCCGAAGUUUGCUCGUCAUCGAGGAUCUGGAGACCGCCAUUAAGGCCCCGUCCAUCACCUCCUCCCCACAGCAGUGUGCGCUCUCCACGGAGGUUGGCGGGGGACGGGAGGCCGGUGUCUCACUGAGCGCGUUGCUAAACGCCAUUGACGGUAUUGCGAGCAGUGAGGGAAGGCUACUCAUUAUCACAGCCAACGAUGCCUCGCGUCUGCCGUCACCGGAUGCGCUCCUACGUCCCGGCCGCGUUGAUCGACGCGUCUCGUUUGGCCCCCUUGACCCAGAUGGCAUGAAGGAGAUGGUGCGGUCGUUUCAGUCAAGGUCGGCGGAGCCCUCGUUACAAGGGGCCUUCGCACGUUGGAAGCACGAGGACUCAGGCACAGCAGCACCCACCACGCCUGCAGAGCUACAAAAUGAACUCCUCUCCUCCAUCUACAAGAAUGAACUCUCACAUUGA
Molecule: messenger RNA, 1611 nt
Organism: Trypanosoma conorhini
Lineage: Eukaryota; Euglenozoa; Kinetoplastea; Trypanosomatida; Trypanosomatidae
Product: putative ATP-dependent chaperone
Exons: 1
Coding region: 1-1611 (536 amino acids)
Molecular function (GO): ATP binding; ATP hydrolysis activity
Source: RefSeq, a predicted model, not a curated record